Molecule: messenger RNA, 3305 nt
Organism: Ilex paraguariensis (yerba mate)
Lineage: Eukaryota; Viridiplantae; Streptophyta; Magnoliopsida; Aquifoliales; Aquifoliaceae
Source: the annotation of a GenBank genome assembly
GCUCCAGUACUGAGUACUCUCUCAUACCCCUCCGUCCAGUUCUCUCUCUCUCUCUCUCUCUCCUGUGCAAUCUAAGCUUGAUAAUGGUGUUUCAGAUCUGAGGGUAUACGCACACGAGGAUAUCAGCUGUGAAAGUACGAUUUGAACCUCCUCCGUUUUUGAGUUGAAGUAGCUGUUGUGAUCUGUAAUGGCGUACUCGUUUCCGGAGGAGGUGUUGGAGCAUGUGUUCUCGUUCAUAAACUCCGACAAGGACCGAAACGCGGUGUCAUUAGUUUGCAAAUCGUGGUACGAGAUCGAGCGGUGGUGCCGAAGACGGAUCUUUGUCGGAAAUUGCUAUGCUGUGAGCCCUAGGAUCAUGAUCCGACGGUUCCCGGAGGUCAGAUCUGUGGAGCUGAAAGGGAAGCCUCACUUUGCGGACUUUAAUUUGGUCCCCGAGGAUUGGGGAGGGUAUGUUUACCCAUGGAUCGCUGCUAUGUCGAGGGCGUACCCGUGGUUGGAGGAGAUUAGGCUCAAGAGAAUGGUUGUGACUGAUGAGGCCUUGGAGUUGAUUUCCAAGUCAUUUAGGAACUUCAAGGUCUUGGUGUUGUCGACAUGUGAGGGGUUCAGUACUGAUGGCCUCGCCGCCAUUGCCUCCAAUUGCAAGCAUCUGAGGGAACUGGACCUACGGGAGAGUGAAGUGGAUGACAUUAGUGGGCAUUGGCUAAGCCAUUUCCCUGACACCUGCACGUCACUCGUCUCUCUAAACAUUGCUUGCCUAGUUUCUGAGUUAAGUUGCUCAGUCUUGGAGCGCUUGGUGGCUCGCAGUCCAAACCUGAGGACUCUGAGGCUCAACCGUGCUGUACCCCUCGAGAAGCUUCCCAAUAUACUUCGCCGAGCUCCUCAAUUGGUUGAGUUAGGCACAGGUGCCUACUCGACUGAGCUUCGAUCUGAUAUUUUCUCAAACCUAGCCGAAGCUUUUUCAGGCUGCAAGGAGCUCAAGGGCCUGUCUGGGUUUUGGGACGUGGUUCCUGCUUACCUUCCAGCAAUUUAUUCAGUCUGUGCUGGGUUGACGUCCUUGAACUUAAGCUAUGCCACUAUCCAGUGCCCUGAUCUCAUCAAACUUGUUAGCCAGUGUCAUAAUUUGCAGCGCUUAUGGGUACUGGAUUACAUAGAAGACAGUGGCCUUGAUGCCCUUGCUGCAUCUUGCAAGGACCUGCAAGAACUGAGGGUGUUUCCUUCUGACCCAUUUGGUGCAGGCCCAAAUGUCUCCUUGACAGAACAAGGCCUUGUCUCAGUUUCAGAGGGCUGCCCUAAGCUCCAGUCAGUUCUAUUUUUCUGCCGCCAGAUGACAAAUGCUGCAUUAGUUACCAUUGCCAGAAACCGUCCUAACCUGAUUCGCUUCCGCCUUUGCAUUAUUGAUGCCCAGGCCCCAGAUUACCUAACCCUACAGCCACUUGACACUGGUUUUGGAGCCAUUGUACAGAACUGCAAGGAAUUGCGGCGCCUUUCCCUAUCUGGUCUCCUCACCGAUCGUGUGUUUGAGUACAUCGGGAGCCAUGGUAAGAAGUUAGAGAUGCUUUCUAUAGCUUUUGCUGGAGAUAGUGAUUUGGGCCUCCAUCACGUUCUGUCCGGGUGUGAAAGCCUCCGGAAGCUCGAGAUUCGGGACUCUCCCUUUGGGGACAAGGCUCUCUUGGCUAAUGCUGCAAAGCUGGAGACAAUGCGAUCCCUUUGGAUGUCUUCUUGCUCAGUAAGUUUUGGAGCAUGUAAGCUGUUAGGUCGGAAGUUGCCUGGGCUUAAUGUCGAAGUUAUAGAUGAGAGGGGACCACCUGAUUUGAGACCAGAAAGCUCUCCUGUUGAGAAGCUUUACAUAUAUAGGACAGUUGCAGGGCCUAGGUUUGACAUGCCUGGUUUCGUCUGGAGAAUGAAUGAAGACCAAGCGUGGAGGCUUUCUUGAGAAAUCUUCCGUCUUGGCUCUCUGUGGAUGUGUUUAACAGGUACAUGCAUACCGACUGCAUUACAUUCAUUUUUGCGGUGCUUUAUAUAGCUGCAGCACCGGUUGAAGUGGGAGCAGGUUAAUGGAGGGUGUAGGGAGGCUCAAGAGCGUGGAUGCCAUUUAUUUUACACUUGGCUAACCGAUUUAGUCGCAAAUAUUGAAUAAUGAGUAGUUGAACACUUGUUUUCUUUUGGUGUGUCUCUGGAGUUGCAUGUUUCGGGAUAGUCACACUGUAUACUAUUUGCAGAGUUAUGCAUCUGUAUGACUUUAUGCGAUUGGAUUCCAUUGGUUGAAGCAGAUACUUUUUAUCUCCUGGACUCACUGUCCAGCUAUUAAAUAACAAUUUUUUACCCUAUUACUUAUAAUCUUCUUGCAGUUUUGUAAACAUCAUCUGAUUUUCUUCUUCCCAACCUCAGUGUGAAGCUAACAUAACAAACAAAUCUUAUAGGACUCGGUCAUUACUCCUGCUGAAUGGUUAAAGAUAUCAGAUAUUGUCAGUUGUGUUUCAUUGUCAAAGUUUUUAUCUGGAAGUAGGGCAUACAUUUCAAUUCCAUUUAGUCUUAUGUGGUAUUUUCAUUUGAUUAUUUGCACCUCCUGUUUUUGAAGGUGUUUAGUCUUCUUCAGACUUCACAAGAAGGGGAAGAAAGAAUUGUGCCAAGUUUAGUCUCCUUUGAAUGCGUAAUCCAUGAACAGUAGAGUGUACCGAGUUGGAUACGACUCGGUGGAAUCAAAUGGGCAUCAGCUGAUACUUUGAAUUAUGCUUAAUUCUUUCAUUGAAGGAGUAGUUGGUUGUGGUUGUGGAAGUCUGCCUGAAUUAUUUCUAUGGCUGGCAUAAUUUGGCUUUAGGGCAAAAUUAGCCUGCACUAGGCAUGUUGUGGCAAAGUUGUCUUCUGUGGAAAAGUUGAUGAAUACUAGUUGGCAAGUUGUGUAAUUGGAAAAAGAACAAGUUAUUCAUUCAUGCCCGGAAAAGCAAAAGCUGAAACUAGGGUGGUGCCAGUUGCUUAUUGACUUGAGUGAGCUAUAAGUUCUAAAAACCUCUUAAGUUCAUUUUUUUCAGUGGUCGGAAACUACGUGUAUGUCAUUUGCGGCUAAGGCUCAGCACUUUGUCACACACAGGCUUGCCUGGAAAGCCCGUUAGCCCAGAGGGCCUGAAAACACAAAAAAGCCCAGUUUUUUCUGUACUUUGUUGGUUAAACUGCUGAUUCUCAUUUUCUUUUGUGUUUUUUUUUGUCCAACACUAUUAAAGGGAAGGGAGCCACAAGGUUGUUUCUCAAAGUAAUAUAGAGGGAUGUUUUCUAGUUAGACUUCCUACGGGUGCCAUGGCAUAUCAGAG